AUGACCAGCACAGUAAUAAAGCAUGGAUUGCCCAUGCGUAACUCUUUUGAUAUUACUGGUCUCAGUGUUGCACAUUGGUUCCCUGGACAUAUGGCUAAAGGUUUGAACCAAAUGCAAAGGAAGCUUAAGUCAGUGGAUUGCAUAGUAGAAGUUCAUGAUGCAAGAAUCCCAAUUUCAGGCCGAAAUCCUAUUUUUGAAAAUAGGUUGACAGCUAUUAAACCCCACCUUUUGGUUAUGAAUAAAGCAGACAUGAUUAGUCAUAGAGAUAAGAUGGCUAUCGAACAGUAUUAUGAUGCUCAAGGUUCCAAGGAUUUAGUGUUCACAAACUGUAAAAGGCCAGAUAGCAAAGGGAUCAAAAGUGUCAUUCCAAGAGUACGUAAACUUAUUGAGGCUUCUGAACGCUACAAUCGAUCUGAAAAUUCUUCAUAUCAACUUAUGGUGAUUGGAAUACCUAAUGUGGGGAAAUCCUCUCUAAUAAAUGCUUUACGAGCAAAAAAUUUGCGAAGAGCCAAAGCAUCUGCAGUGGGAGGAAUACCAGGAGUUACUCAAAGUGUGUUGGAAAGAAUAAAGGUUUGCGAAAAUCCUGAAGUGUUCUUACUGGACACCCCUGGUAUAUUGACGCCAAAAAUCCAAGAUGUGGAAACUGGGCUUAAGCUGGCAGUUGCUGCAACAAUUAAAGAUCACAUUGUUGGAGAAACAAGUAUUGCAGAUUACCUUCUAUUUAUCUUGAAUGACAAAGGAAACCAUAAAUAUGUUGAUUAUCUCGGGUUACAAAAUCCCACGGACGACAUAACGGAACUCCUUACCUUAACUGCUGUAAGGUAUAAUUGGUAUAGAAAGAGCCGAACUCAUCAGGGUAUCUUCCAUAUGCCAGACACUCUUGCAAGUGCAUCUAUGUUUCUCAAAGGUUAUCGAACUGGAAAAUAUGGUCCUGUAAUUCUGGAUGACCUGGAAAGGUCUUCUACUUCUUCGUAGCAUUGAAUUUAGUGCAUACAGUAGUUUGCAGUAAACACUUCGGUUUCAAUCAUUUGAUCUGCAUAGCCGUUGUUUGUCAGCAGUUGGCAAAUUCAGUCAAGUUCGUUAUGUACUAUGCCUCUCCAUGAUGUGCUGUGUAUGAAGGCUUCAUUCAAGCAACAGCCAGCAUUCGUUGCUUCUGUAUAUAUGGACCAUUUAAUGAAACAUUAUUUAUAUGGUUUAGUCAAGAGAGACAAAAUCAAUAACCCUGUCAGACGUAUCAUUAGUUCAGUAGGCUCAGUUACAUAUGAUUCAUCUAAAUGGCUUGUAAAGAUAAUAUACCUGUGGUAGAAAACACUUCUAGCACGAAUGUAAAAAAAAAACAAUGUUGACUUUAUAAACCAAUUGAAUAGUUUAAAUUUGAAUUUUUAUUUUAAUAUGGUUAGUUUAGAUGUUGUCUGUUUAUUUACAAAAGUACCUGUAGAUGAUUUAUAGACUUGAAUUUUUGGAGGAAGAAUUAGAAAGUUAUGAUAUGCCUUUAACUGUAGCAAACCAUGAUCAAUAGUCUUAUACGGUUAUGUAUCAAAGAUUGUAAAUUUUGUUUGAAUGGUGAAUUUUUUGUACAAAAGUUUGUCAUGGCUAUGGAUAAUACCUUAUCUUCUGUCCUUAGCAAUAUUUACAUGGAAGUAAUUGAGACAACUCUUACUAAGAAUUUUACACCAAAGGUUAUAUGGUUUAGGUAUGUGGACAAUAUUUUCUGUAUUUGGACAGUUCACAAAAAUCUCCAGGAAUAUCUGAUUCAGCUCAAUAAUUUAGUUCCUUCUAUAAAAGUUACUUCAGAUGAAGAAAGAAAUUAUAACUAACAUUGCCUCUUUUGUUCAUUAUUAUUCCAAUCACCAUCAACAUGUUAAAUUCUCUGUAUUUUUCUGAGAUGUAGCACGCAGUUUAUUGAUACUGAGAUUAACACUAUUAUGAUAUUGCCUUGAAACUUAAAUACCCAAGGACUUUUGUAGAUGUAGCAUGGAAAAGAGCUAGAAAAACAUUUUAUUUAACUAAUGACAAACUUGAAUUUAGUAAACAUAACGUUCUCAAAUUGCCGUUUGAUGAAAGGUUUUUCGAAAUUCCUCGAAUUUUUAAAGCUUUUCAACAUAAAUGUUGUUUUCAGUAAUAUUAGUGUUAAGAGUUUAGUAAUGAAAAAUUCUCCUAAAGAUGUUACUGGCUGUAUAUAUGAAAUUCCUUGUCAAAAGUGAGAUCAAAUAUGUUACGGACAAACUGGAAAAUCACUUUAACAAUGAAUCAAACAGCACCAGUAUUCAGUGAGAACUGGUCAAAUAUCGAUUACAUUAUUCGUACGUAUGAGAGAUUUAGAUCAACUUUAACUGAAGUCAGGCAAGAUCCUUAAUGCAAUGUAAUAACACAGUUAAAAGGAAUAUAAUUAAAUCUUGUUUCAUCAAAUCAAAUAACGGAAGUGUUCCAAAUUUAAGUCUUUGUUUGUUUAAACUUGAUGCCUUCAUUUAUUAAAAAAAGUUGUAGAUAUUAUAAGCAACAAAAUUAAUAUGAUCAGUUUUAUAAAUGUUUAAGUCUGUUUUAGUUUAUGGCCGUGUGAUCUCCUUAGAAUCUUGGAUUAUCUCUCUGAUUUUUACCCUUUUGACAAUUAACCAUCUGGAUUUUCAUGAUCAUUUUGUUUACCUUGUAACUUUCUUUUCAACACUAUCUCAUUUGUGCCUCGACAAUGUCUUAUUAAAUUACUAAAGUGCUCUGCUACGAA
Messenger RNA from Macrobrachium nipponense, 2722 nucleotides. Its product is annotated as mitochondrial ribosome-associated GTPase 1-like. Bases 1 to 975 code for a protein of 324 amino acids. The transcript has 5 exons. The record is from RefSeq and is a predicted model, not a curated record. Gene Ontology annotation, molecular function: GTP binding; GTPase activity. NCBI's taxonomy places the organism in Eukaryota, Metazoa, Arthropoda, Malacostraca, Decapoda, Palaemonidae. Gene Ontology annotation, cellular component: mitochondrion. Gene Ontology annotation, biological process: mitochondrial translation.